Molecule: messenger RNA, 795 nt
Organism: Cladophialophora yegresii CBS 114405
Lineage: Eukaryota; Fungi; Ascomycota; Eurotiomycetes; Chaetothyriales; Herpotrichiellaceae
Exons: 2
Coding region: 1-795 (264 amino acids)
Source: RefSeq, a predicted model, not a curated record
AUGCCCGUCACCGAAAUCGGCUGCAUGGGCGUCAAGCCCGGCCUCGACGUCAUGGACGACACCACGGAAGCGGGCCAGAUCCUGACGCGCGCAUACAAGACCGUCAUCACCGCAUCAGGAGGACCCUACGGCGCGUACUGGGGCGUUGAGAUCGAGGCCAAUGCCAAUGCCGACGAUGAGACCGACGUCCGCGACGUCCGACCCACGGAUCCGCAGAGACUCUGGGCCUUCUUCGACUUCGACAGCGUGGAACACCACGAGAAAUUCGCGAACGGCCCCGGGCGCGACGCCGUCAAGGACCUGCCCAAGAUCCUCACGCACAGCGAGUUCUCCAAACACGUCGUCGUGGCGCCAUUCCCGCCUCUCGUACUCCUCUCCCCUGUCACGGAGGUGAUGCUGGCUUAUUUCCCCUCGGACAUUUCGCGGACCGGCAAAGACGCGGCGAGUGCGCGAUUCGAGCGGUUCGUCGACGUGGCGCUCAACCAGUGCGCGGCCGCAAAGGGUGUGGCAUGUGGAUGGGGGUUGGAGACGGAUUUUCCGAUCAGAGGAGCAGAGGCAGAGUCAGGUUCACUGGCAGAGGCAGAGGCAGGCCCAAAACCAGGCCGGCGGAAGGGAGCACUGUUCACCGCGUUUAUUGGCUGGCCGAGCAUUGCUGCGCAUAUGGCGUUUCAAAGGACCGGUGUAUUCAAGGAGAAUGUCCAUCUGAUCACGGGCAUGGAAGGGGUGGUGAGCAUCGUCAUGUUCCAUGUUAGGUGUCGGGGGAUGGUGAGAGAGGAGGGGAUGAGGACGGAGUAA